AUGAGUGUAGGUGCAUUUGUCAAAGUGAAACGUAAUAAUUAAAGACUAGUUUAGUUACUAAACUUAAAUUAUAUAUAAGUGACAAUCAAAAUCAUUAAAAAAAGGAAAAUGAAAAAUUCUAGAAUGGGUAGGAAAUAAGAUUACUUAGAAAUUUUAAUCAUCCUAAUGUAAACAAUUAUAUGAAAUAUUUGUCAAAUAUGUAGAAUUUGGAGAAUUAUUUGAUUUAAUAGUGUAAAUAGGUAAAUUACCAGAGAGUAAAGCUCAUAAUUAAUUUUUAUUAUGGAGUUGGAUAUUGCCAUAAUAUUUUAGUAGCCCAUCGUGCGAGAUCAAACAUAAAAAUAUUUUGAUAGACUUUGGAUUAAGCAAUUUAAUGAAAGAUAGAAAGUAUUUAAAAAUUACAAGUGAUUCUCCAAAUUAUGCUACACAGAAAGUAAUAUUACGAAAGUCAUAGCAUGGUUCUGAUAUUAGAUGUUUGGAGUUGUGGAUUAAUUGUGUAUGUAUUGCUUUAUAGAAUUUUAACUAUUUUAUGUAAAAACUACUUAAAGCUCUCUUGAUAAUAAAAAGUGCUGAUUAGUCUAUACCAAGUAUUAAAGUUCAUAAGUGA
Molecule: messenger RNA, 604 nt
Organism: Paramecium sonneborni
Lineage: Eukaryota; Ciliophora; Oligohymenophorea; Peniculida; Parameciidae
Source: the annotation of a GenBank genome assembly